GCUAUAGGCUCAAGGCCCAGAUAGCAUGGAUCCCAUUUGGGCCCGUGCUUCUCUUAGAGCAAACAGUGGGUAAGAGCCCAGUUUAAUGAGACAAGAAGUGCAUUGCAAUGUUCAAAAGAGUGCGGAAACUCUCAGGAUUCCAGGCAAAGAAUGAAGAUGAGAAAGAAAAAGAAGGAAAAUCAGGGAGGAAGAAAUCCCCCAAAGUGGUGGACAUGCAACCGUUGCCUAGGCAGGAGAGUGGGGGCUCUUCAAGCGUCAUCAAACCUCUCCAUCAUGACUCUGAUGAGCCUGAAAAUAUAUCCAAAGCCACAAGGAGGAAGGAUUCUAGCAAAUGUGCUCUGACCAUCAGUGAUGACCUCACCAGGGAUCGCAGAGAACUUCUGCCGUCUACGACUCUAUCCGUAGCCGAUCCAGGGGAUGGCUUCUGCGGAGACGUUGACAUGGCCCACACUGAGCAUCAAGUUCCGGGAAGAAAUGGCGCUUCAAAUAAUGACACGAUAUUACCUGGAGAACGACACGUGGAGUUUGGGAGCAUAAUUGCUAUACAAGCUCCAAACUCGCGUAGGAAGACGUCGUCGUCAGGCAAGUCGUCGCCAAAGCUCCAUGGUUCGCCAUCUAGGUCGAGGUCUCCAAAAUCUAAAUCAUGCGGACAGCUUCGAGUUGCACAAAGUCUGGAUGAAGGUACGUCAAAAGUCAGUCAUGUCCACAAAGGAAUCAUGAAGUACGACUCUGCUCAUGGAAAACUUGCAAAAAAUGUCCCUGAUCAGCCGUCCAUUGGAGGUGUCCCCGCCUCCGUGGUAAGUCCCACCAGCACGUCCAUUAUCAUCACUCAGCCAUCAUCUUCGUCGCCGUCCCCGACUAAUCCAAACAAAGGCAUUAAAGUAAACCAAACUAAUGAUAACAUAAAUAACCUCUCCGUGUCAGGUAGCAAUUCAAGUCCACAGACAAGCAUGGCAGAAGCCACAAAUACCGCCACAGAAGAGUCUAAGGCUGACCAAAUAACUGACGGUGAGAGUGUCAGACCGAAAGUAGGAUCCCCCAAAAAGCUCUCGUUUAUCGCUCCUCCGGACGUCGUUGAAAGUCUAGGCGCUCAUCGUGUGUCACUUCAAGAUUCAAAUCUGAAAUCCGGUUGGUCACAAUCGCAUCCGUCUCUCCACACGUCGGCUUUACGCUCGCCUUCCUUCUCGCUCUACUCCCCUUAUGCAUCUCGAACAUUCAUCCCGCCAGUCCAUGGCGCCAAAAAGCGAGGAGCAGGAGGGAGCGCCGUCACCAUAAGGAAGCAUCAUUCCCUGUCUUCUGUCCCUCAGGGAUCGUCUACUCCCUUAGCCGUGCACAAGAAGUUCUCCAUGCCAGCCUCUCAUUCAACUUUGAGUGUCGCCACGAAAACGAGUGGUCGAGGGGCGGUGAAAACUAUGCUGGUACGCAAGUGCCACUCGUUCAGCUCGUCGUACCACUCGCCUCUCACGUGCCCUGUGCGCCGGUCCUCCAUGUCACUCUCGCGGAGUGGCAAUCGCAGUCACCCCGUCAGUCCCAAACGCAAGCCCUCGAGCGUCUACUUGGCGGUGUCGUCGUGUGUUUGCUGCAGAAUCCGGAGCCAAGAAGGUUCAGGCUUAACGAUCCGCAUACCACGGCCGCUGAACGACCGAGGAACCUCGCCUCCCAGGGCUGUGUCCUCCUGCUCCCCUCCUGCCGUGCCCCGGUACGCCCAGCUCACCACCUCCAGAUACGCCUACAUGGCGCCCCUCACGAUGCCGGGCUCGGCGGCGCCCGUGCCCAAGUCUAAGUCUCUGAGUACGAGCAUGGACAAGCUGCCCUAUGGCUUCCAUCAUCACAUGUCGCCUUCCUCCAGAGGAUCGACGCCCUCCAGCGGCCGCUCCUCUUCAACAGCUCCUCCUUCUGCUGCUACUUCCAGACCACCUUCCAGGCGAUCGCCGUCAGCAGCGUCGGCGCUCGCAGCCACUCACCCGACGGCGCCAAGUUGUCGAGACAAGUCCCGUUCUCCGUGCGGUAGCGAAGUCUCACUGAAUUCAGGCGUGUCGAGCAGCACUUCAGUCAAGUCUCUGCCAUCAGUUCGGUCCAAUUCAUCAGCUUCAGGAGGCCGAUCGUCUGUCUCCGCCGCUCGUCCCUCCCCAACGAAGGCUUCCCAGCACCAAAGCCCCACCAACAAUGCAGUCGAAACUGUCCAUGGUUCUCUUGCAUGCCGGGGAAAAGUGUCUUGUGGCUCUAAAGUUAGCACCGCUGAAAACACUUCUCAUGGAAGAAACUCCAAUCGAUGCAGUCCGGUCUAUCGGGGUGCCAAUUCCGCCAACAACGGCACCAAGAUAAACGCAUCCAAAACCAACGGAUGUUCGAAGCCUUCGAUUGUAGCAACACAUCGGAAAAAUGCAGUAGUUACUCGCCCUGUUGGUAUUGCUGAUGGCUGUGUUAAGGCAGAACCCAGUGAUUCUGUUGGUUUGUCUGGAGGAGAAGCAGGUUCUAACGAGUUCCAUUCUCCUGCCUCAAUGCCGCACGAACCCUCGAGCUCCCCACCAACGGCUGCGCCCAGCUUACCAGGAACGAACACAACCCCUAAGAGAAGAUCUGCGUCUUGUACAACAGCAGAAGUGUCCUAUUCACCAUCUCCUACAGCAAGGAAGAUGACAACCAUGUGUGAUGCAAACAAAGGACAACAGCAGUCAGCUGGGGUUGCCAAGAAGGGACUGCCCGUCUUCAACUCGUACAUGAGCUUGUUCCAGGUGCAGGAGAAGCUCAAGAAAGGAGAGGUCAUAGAGGGUGUGCUGCGCAUCAACCCCAAGAACUAUGAAGAUGCUUAUAUCAGCGCACCGGGCGGGGGGACGGACAUCUAUAUUGGCGGGGUACGUGACCGUAACGCCGCCCUGCACGGGGAUGUGGUGGCCGUCGAGCUCCUGCCCUCGGACCAGUGGAAGGUGUUAUAUGAUCAAUUAGAUUACUUCUUAGAUACCGACGAGACACUCAAGAGCCUUGUAUAUGCUUCCCAUGAUCCCUUCGCUGUGAUGGAUCAGUUUGUUGCUCCUGGGUGCUCGGCUUCGCCGCCGGCUAAAUCUACCCAGGACGAGACAAAGUCUGCUGACAAUAAUGAGACCAAUGCUGCUGAAGAGACCGCCUCAGAAUCUGCAGUUCAGAAGAAAAAGAAAAAACGGCGGGGCAAGAAAAAAAUGAAACAGGAGAAACCAGGGGAGGAUGAUGACAUGGCUGCAGCGGCUGCUGAUGUUGUGGCCGCACUUCUUAUUGACCCUCCACCUCAGAAUGUUCAGGAUGAGCUAUACUUGCUUUCGGAUGGCACCAAUAAAGAUGUCAAUAAUGCUGCUUCAUCCGCUGUUGUAAAGUCAAAGUCAAACAAGAAGAAAAAAACGACAAUUGUGGUUCCUCCUGACAUGCUAAGUGAGUGUAGUGACGUAACAGAUGAUGAGAGUUGUUGUAGCGAUAACCUUGACUUGGACACGGCCGUAGAAGAUAGAAGUUUCUACAACGCCCAGCGCACGGCUAUCAAUAAAGCCAUCAAAGUUGCCAACUGCGAGCUCGGAGUAGCUGACCGUGACAUCUCUGGUCUAAAGCCUGCCAACAUUGUGGAGGUGCAGGAUGAUGGAAUAAAAGUGAAAACUGAACCAGAGAUACCAGAAUCAAUCAAAUUGGAAGAAGUGCCUGGUAUGAAGGAGGAUGCGUUUAUAAAGUGUGUUCAAGACGAAGAUGGAAGACUUGCUAACGAUAAUAAGAAGAGACAAUCUACUGUCGAGAGACUUUUUGGAGACAAAGUUAAAAGUAAGACUGGGGUAAAAGAACGAUCUCUGAAGGAAGAUGUCCAGGAAGACAACGUGGGUAAUGUAAAAGCACUCAUUUCCGAAAUGUCCAUUUCUGAGAUCGUUGAUGCUGGAAAAACUGAAGAAUCUGAAAGUGGAGCAAAGACUUCGGCAUUAGACGGAACCGAGACCUCUGACAUGGACUCCCGCGACAGCAAUAAACCGUGCGGCUUUGCGGACUCCGGCCAUGGCUUUGGUCUAGUCAGUGCGCCUCCUCGCUUCAUGAUCAGCCCAUAUAACCAGCAGAUGAAUUUCAACCAUAACCUGUCGCGAGCAGAGAACAACUGGAUGCAUCAUCCCAUGCUGAAUAACUUCUCCAAUUCACCUGCUUCGAGCCAGGUGAUUAUGGGAUCUCAGCCCCGUCAUCGUGGUCAGAUUCGGCCACAAAAUCAACAGUUCAAGCCCAGGCAGCCAAUUCAUGAGCAGCAGCAGCCGCUGCCUCAACCUAUUGAGAAGCGAACUGUUCCCUCGGUAGCGCAAGUUAUGAGGCUUGCCAACUGGAGUCGUUUCGUCCAGAAGAUUGGUUACGUGGUACACAUUUUAGAGCAGCGCAACACGCGUCUUGGUGCUGGGACGCUCAAACCUUUCCAGGACCUCAACCCAAACUUUGCCCUCUUCUCUCCCAAUGACAGCAGGAUCCCUCGCAUGAAGAUCCCCAUGUCACAGUGCCCUCAAGAUCUCAUCGCCAGAAGAAAUGAUUAUGCCAAGCGCAUCCAUCUGGCCAAAAUAACGUUAUGGACCGAUCCUAAGUUUGCUAUGGGGGAGCUCAUCAGCGACAUUGGGAGGCAAGGGGACAUCUCCGCUGAGUCGGACGCUUUCCUUCUGCAAAUCGGAAUUGACACGAGCGACUUUCCCGCGGAGGUGGUGGCUCAACUGCCUGGCAAAGAAUGGACCAUUCCUCCUGAGGCGCUGCAAGGACGAAGGGAUCUGCGUGACGAGUGCAUCUUGACGAUUGACCCGCCCACUGCACGGGAUCUGGACGACGCGCUGUCGUGCGAGCCGCUGCCUAACGGCCACUUCAGGGUGGGCGUGCACAUCGCCGACGUGUCCUACUUCGUGCCGCUUGACUCGGAGCUUGACAAGAUAGCCGCGUCUCGCGCUACCAGCGUCUACCUCAUUGAUAAGGUCAUCUCAAUGUUACCCAGAAAGUUAUGUGAGGACCUUUGCUCUCUGAAUCCUGACGAGGACCGCCUCACGUUCUCCGUUGUGUGGGAAAUGGAUCCACAAGGUCAAAUAGUGUCUUGUUGGUUUGGCCGCAGCAUCAUCCGCUCGUGCGCCAAGCUGUCCUACGAACACGCGCAGAAAGUCAUAGACUAUCCUGAGAAGACGACCUGGAGCCACGAUGAGCUCCCCGUCAAUGCUCGUUUCUCGUCUGCCAAAGUGAGCGCCAUCAUCAACACCCUGUACAAACUGUCUGUGGAGAUGCGAGCUCGUCGUCAUCAUCACGGCGCGCUCCGACUUGACCAAAGAAAGCUCGGCUUCAGUCUCGACCCUAUAACAAAGAAGCCUAACGCAGUCCACAACGUUGAGCACUUGGCGAGUAACGCUAUGAUUGAGGAAUUCAUGCUGCUAGCCAACAUCAGCGUUGCUCACAAAAUAUACGAGUCGUUCCCAAAACAUGCUGUUCUUCGCUGUCACCCGGCGCCGCAACAGGGUCAGCUGGACGACAUAGUCAACAUGCUCAGAACCCUGAACAUCGAAAUCGACUCGUCUUCAGCUGGCGCCAUUUAUGCUAGCGUUCUGGAGCUCUCCGGCGAGGAUAGCUACAGUUUAGCGCGACUUGAGGUCAUCGUAAAUUUGCUGAGUAAGCCAAUGCAGAACGCUCUUUAUUUCUGUUCCGGAACUUACGAAGAAGAUUUUUGCCACUACGCGCUCAACGUUCCGUUUUACACUCACUUCACGUCACCUAUCCGACGCUACCCUGACAUCAUGGUUCAUAGGCUGCUGGCAGCCGCGGUGGACCUGGAACGUUACCCAUUCCCCAACUUGGAACUGAAAGAAAUAGACCGUCGAUUGGCUACAGCCAACGAGAAGAAGAUAUCAGCCAAACGUGCGUCUGAUUACAGCGCCGAGCUCUUCUUAGCAGAGUUUGUGCGCCAAGUCAAGGAGAUCACAACCAAUGGGAUGGUUAUUGGUGUGCUUGAUCGCUCCCUCGACAUCCUCUUGCUCGAUUACUGUACUAUAAAGCGUGCAUAUCUUGAACGCCUACCUCUGGAUGAGCUCAAUUACGACAACAAGAACAAGCUAGAGCCUCCCACCGUGCACAUCAUAUGGAGCGCCGAUCACGCCAAUCAAGUGCCCGCACAAGCUCAGUCACUCACGUACUUUUCGUGCGUCAAGGUGCUGCUCACGCCAUUCACCAACGAUCAGCUCAAGUUUAACGUCACUUUAAUCAGACCAGAUUCUUAACCUUUGUCCUAAUUCUUUCUCUCAAAAUUUUGAAUUAUCGGCCGAGAUGUGAAUCCCUGAGCUUUGUGAUAGUUGCAGCUUAAAUUUAAAUGUAGGGUUUCUCAUCGUAACAGCGAUAUUCCUCAACGAAAAUUUCUAUUUGCGUGUGGUUCUUGCUGUUCUCCUUGUUCUUGUUUGCGCCGUUGGGCUCCUCGAGGGAUGAGGUUCAUCAGUAAUAACUCUGUCAUCGUCAGCAGGCUUUGAUCUCGUGUUACCUUAAGAUUAUAUACCUGGAUUUCAUUGCGUUAUAAUUUAAUUUUUUGGUGAUUGUCACCUCAGAUACGUUACGCAAGCAGCGCUGCACGUUGUAUUUUAUGAUAAUAUACUUGUGAAUAUUAAAUGCAUUUUACCGUGACUUUGUGCAGUCUGUUGUUAAUGACAAAUGCAGUUGUAUUUGUUAAUUAUGCUAUUUCUUAUCAUUCUGACGCGUUUCUUACAUAUAUAGCCAUGCUUCUGUGGUUUUAAGCUUUAAAAUAUAAUGACCACAUUUUAUUCAUGUAUUGUGAUCAAUUUUUAA
This is a messenger RNA of Hyalella azteca, 6783 nucleotides long. RefSeq lists its product as uncharacterized. The transcript is spliced from 10 exons. Gene Ontology annotation, biological process: mRNA catabolic process. Bases 108 to 6227 code for a protein of 2039 amino acids. Gene Ontology annotation, cellular component: P-body; exosome (RNase complex). The record is from RefSeq and is a predicted model, not a curated record. Gene Ontology annotation, molecular function: 3'-5'-RNA exonuclease activity; RNA binding. Lineage: Eukaryota; Metazoa; Arthropoda; Malacostraca; Amphipoda; Hyalellidae.